AUGUCUGAUAAUGAAAAAGAAGGCGAUACCGACUUUCAUGGACCGGUUGUCAUCGAUUCGGUGAUUGAAAUGAAAGAUAUCGAUCCUUCUUUAAUCAAUUUCCUCCCAUCUGAGACUACUUUUAGUCAGUUGUCUAGGCUCCAGGUUCCCGGUGGCCACCAACAUCCACUGUCCGGACUAUAUGCCACUUGUAGCGCGGCCGUCGCCAACGUUUCGAAUUUGGAAGCCGAUCUUCCCGAUAAAUAUACGAAGCCGUCCAAGUUUGAGAAGUUAAGUCCUUUGAUCAAAAAGAAAGCUCCAACAUUGAAGCACUAUUCAGACGAUAUCCUUGCAAAAUACAAAAAACAAAUCCAAAAACUUUCAUCCUCACCUACACCUCCGGCCGCGAAAUUAUCAGUGAAACCAUCACCGAAAUUUUCUUUCGAGGUAGAACUUAUACCCUCUCUACUAUCGGAUGAUGAAAAUUCAUCGAGUGAUGAAGAUGAAAUCGAAAAAGGCAGUCCUAUCGGCCAAGCCGAUUUCUUGGACAUUCUCGGUCAAGUAAAACCUGACGACGUAAAAAACUGUGAACCCACAAUUCCUUACGAUAUAGAGGACAGGGCCGACUCGUCUGCCAGAUUGUUCCAUAGUUCGGAGUUGAGAUAUUAUCAGCGCAAGUUGAGAUGGAGACAGAAUCUAAUGAUUGAGAAGUUGCUGGAGAAGGAAAGGUUGAUGAAGCUGGCUGAGGAAGAAGAGAGAAAGAAAUUUAUGGAUCUCAACGCAACACUUAAUAAAGAGCAGCCAAACUUGAAAUACGAAGACGAUCUGAUGAUGGAAGACGACGACGACUACAUCAACGUCUGUACUGAUAUGCAGGUGCUGCUUCUGAAAGAUGGUGUCAGCGACCCGAAAAAUUUUGAAUACAAGUUUAAAUGCCACCAAGAUGAGAGGCUGAUUGAUUUUAAGAUGAAACUUACAUCAGUAAUGAACUGUAGCUUUCAUUUGAUCACUAUUCAAAAUUUGGAAGGUAAGGUUUUAGAGGAUUCCAUGCCAUUCACUUGUUGGCUAUCCAGCAAAGAUCGUACUGAGCCAGGAUUGUUAAAGCUGAUGAUAAGAGACCAACCUGCCGAGAAUGGAGAUAGUUCAUGGACUCAGUACAAUGUUCUGCUUGUUCCUAUCGUUCUGCCCAAGGUCUAUCUCAUCAAGUUGAAGUCAGGCGAAGAAAUAACAGUAGAAAAAGAGCAAGGUCGCAAGGCAUUCCUCGGUGGAUACGUCGACAAUGUGAACUGCAAGGUCUAUCACAACUCAGCAACCCAAACAACCAACCGAAAAGAUAUUUGCGAGAUUUACGAGAGAUUGGAGAACCUGAACAGACGCGAGAAAUACAGCCAGACACAAUCAUCGAGAACAGUGGCGAAGAAGCUCUGCAUAGAGUACGAGGAGACGCAACUUCUUGAUUUUUCGUUUCUGGAGGCAGAAAAGGCCGAGCAGAUGUACAGGAGGAUGCAUCCGAAGACGAAAGAAGAUUUUGACCUUUUGUACGUUGAUCUCGAAGGCCAGUUCAUUUGGAGACUGGCAGAAUUAGCGGACAUAUCGUCGCGAAUGACUGGCGCGAAAAAAAAGGCGACACUUUGUCAGCUGAUGGAAGAUGAAAGUCGACUUAUCAAAUGCAUCUGUGAGAUGCAGCGAAGCAUUAAGGACCAGAGAUUGCUUCAAAUCUUUCAAAAUUACAUCAACAGGAUUUCGAAACCGCAAAUGAAACGAGACGAGAGAGGGCUGCCGUUAAGUGUCGAUACCUGGUACAAGAUACAGUCCAGACUCUUGUUUGUACAGUACCAGACUAUGGAUCACAAUACAACAUUCAUGUCUGGCCCUUAUGAAAGACUCAGUGCUCUCAACAAUCUUAAAAAAUACUUAGAGGGGAACGACAAUGACAGGCUGAUAAACGUCAAGCUGGAGAUUUUGGAGAUGAUAGAGAGAGAGGCCACCUUGACUAUGCGUGGUGUCAGGAAAGAUCGACUGCUGGGUCUUCGCAAGAGAAUCAACAGUUUGUUCUACACGCUACUGAAAAAACCUGAGUUCAAUCCGGCCGUUGUUGAACAUUUGAAGAAUUUAAGAGACCCGUCCUACCUAGCUACAAUCGUCUGCUGCAUAAGUUGCGAGAAGAAUCUUCCGGUUUGCAUGUACCCACACACCACUUCAUUUACGACUCUACCGAAUAUUUGCAAAGAUUGCCAGCGAACCAACAACAGAGGCUGCAAAAGGACCGAUGUCUCUUUGUACGCUGCUAUGCUUAUGAGACUGCGGAAAAAUGAGAGAGACUAUGACGACGGAUCGCGCGUCGCUUUUUUUAUACAAACACGAGAUAUACAAUACCUGGUGGACUGCAUAUGGCAGAUGAGAAGCAUACUCAGUAAAAAUACCAACCUCAAUAGCUUAGUAUUAAUGAGAUGGGAUAUUAAAAAGGAAUGGACCCCCUGGAACUCCAUUCUUGUGACGAUGCACGAAGCACUCUGCCAUCUCCGAGUCAAUGACACCUACAGUCCUGAGUUAAUCUAUUUUGUCCGGCACAAACACGUGCAAGCCUACAAGGAGUUCAGCCGCCUCGUUCCCCUAACCUGCAGACGACAAUUACCUCUCCACAAAAAACUCACAAAUCUGCCGGAAGUGAGGGAGUGCCCACCGGGAGUGCCAAAAGUGUACUCGGUUAAAAAACCCCACGAAAAAAGAUCCGUCCAUUGUAAAAAUUUGAGGAUGCUCUGA
Messenger RNA from Helobdella robusta, 2742 nucleotides. RefSeq lists its product as hypothetical. The transcript has 14 exons. Gene Ontology annotation, biological process: cilium assembly. Bases 1 to 2742 code for a protein of 913 amino acids. Gene Ontology annotation, cellular component: motile cilium; acrosomal vesicle. Lineage: Eukaryota; Metazoa; Annelida; Clitellata; Rhynchobdellida; Glossiphoniidae. The record is from RefSeq and is a predicted model, not a curated record.